Messenger RNA from Blepharisma stoltei, 1357 nucleotides. The record is from the annotation of a GenBank genome assembly. Lineage: Eukaryota; Ciliophora; Heterotrichea; Heterotrichida; Blepharismidae.
AUGAGUCAUAAUAUAAGAAGCUCAAGGUCUCGGUCUCGUAGCCCACUCAGAAGUAUCCCACUCUUUCCACUGAUCUUAGCAAUCCCAAAAUCAAUUAUAAACGCUGACUUCAUAAAGCUUCAAGAAAAAUUGGCAUCAAAAUGCGAGGUGGAUCGUCUCCACUUGGCAUCAGAAACAAACUUGCCAAACUUCGAUGAAGGCUUCCUCUACAUCUAUGGCCCAUCUCUUAAAGGAAAAAUCGAAAUCCUUAAAUCAAUUCUUUCAGAAAUUCAAAGAAUUAUUGACAGGCCCACUUUGGAACUAAAAAUUCUGAUCCCUGAUAAUUUAAUUGAAGCUCUUACAGGCAAAGGCGGGAAAUUAUUAAAUAAAAUCCAAACAAAUUCACAUGCAACAAUCACGAUUGUUGAAGAAAUAAAAAACCUCAGAGAGCGUCUUAUAAAAAUUGAAGGCAGAUCAGCUGAUGUAGAAUUGGCGAUUAAAGAAGUUUAUAGGCUUAUUGUAGAAAGAAAAUCAAAUUCUGAGCCAAAAUCAGUUCUCGACAAAACUUCAGCGAAAUUUGUAAUUCCUGGGGAAUGCGUUGGAUACUUGAUAGGGAAAAAUGGAUUAUUUACCAAGAGGCUUAAGGCGGAUUAUGACGUAGAAAUAAAAAUUGUGAAAAAUGAAGGACUGCCUUGUAAGGACAAUGAACACAUUGCGGUAAGAAAUUAUUCAGAUGUUGUUAGGGAAAUAUCGCUAUGUGAAGACUGCGAUUGAAAUUGUUGUUGACAAAAUUCUAGAAGCAAUAGAGACUACAUGCAGCCCAAUUUCUGAUUUGCUGGUAAGAAUGCUUAUACCUACUCAAAUGGUAAAAGAACUGAUUGGCCCACAAGGAUCAAUAAUUAAAGAAAUUUCCAAAAAAUCAGGAGGAGCGAAGAUUAAGGUCAUGUGUGACACUGAGACCGAAAAAAUGCAGGAUUUCACAAUAGUUACAAUCGAUGGCUCUAGAGACUUAAAGCAAGAGGCAGCAAUAAGAAUUUAUGAAGUUAUCAGCAGAGGUCAUAAACCUUCAAGCCCUUCUUCUAGAAGAAGCCGUGGAUACUCUCCAUCUCCACCAACUGAUAAUGUCAGCAUUUUCGUCACAGUUCCUGAUGCUCUUGUGUCAAGAUUAAUAGGAAGAAAUGGAGACAAUGUGAAAGGAAUGAUGAGUCGAUCAAGAAGCCAAAUGUCAUUCCAAAAACAGCCUUCAACUGAAUUAAAAACCCCAGAAAAUGAUAAAGCGAGACUUUGCACUUUUACAGGAAGCAGCUCUAGCAUAGCUCGAGGAAUAAAGACUUUACUAGACCAAAUUAUAAAAUUAGAAAGCGGAAGAUAUGAUUAG